AUGGAAGACGGUCCCUCCCUUCUGUCCUGGGAGCCGGAACCAGAGGGAGAAGCGCAGAUCGGUGGGUUUCCCGCUAGGACCGAGGAGCAGCCGGGAGGCGGCACUGCGGGGAGCGAUCGCUGGGGUCCGUCCCGGCAGCAGGAAGUGACUCGCAGCCGCUUGGAGGAAGUGGGAUUGCGGCUGGGGCAGCAGAUGCUGAGUGGGGGAUUCUUGUUGUUUCAGAUGCCGGUGACCUUCGAGGAGGUGGCUGUGUAUUUCACCCAGGGGCAGGGGGCUCUGCUGGACCCCGCUCAGAGAGCCCUCUACAGGGACGUCAUGCAGGAGAACUACGAGACAGUGACCUCGCUGGGAUUCUCCCUUCCCAAACCUGACCUGAUCACCUGGCUGGAACAAGGGGAAGAGCCGUGGGUGCCCGAUCUACAGGCCUGCGAGGAAAGAGAGAUCUCAAGAGGUGCCCACACAGGUAACGAGCCAGUGAGUGAGAAAAAGGAGAGGAAUCAACAACAGGAAGUUCCUGGGCACGGAGAACCACAGGAGACCUUUGUGGGAAGAGCUGCAGGGAAUUUUUCCCAGUGGUUGGAAUAGGGAGAAGCCUGGGGAAAUUGGCAGAGGUCAGAGAGGCUGCUGAGAAACUACUCAAGGGAGCAAAUGGAUGAAUUUAUUAUCUGUGGGGAAGGAUACAGGGAUCCCACAGCCCAGCAGACAACCCCUAGGAAAGACAAACACCAUGAAUGCCUUGGUUAUGGAAAAGGAUUCGUUCUGGGACCACAGUUUGUUUCACCUCAGACAAUUCAUACUGGAGAGAAAUCACUUCAGUGCUUGGACCAUGGAAGAAGCCACAUGGGACAGAAACCCUAUCAAUGCCUUAACGGCAGGAACUCUUUGAAUUGGAAGUCAGCACUGACUACACAUCAGAUAAGCCACAUAGGAGAGAAACCCCAUAAGUGCUUGGCCUGUGGGAAAAGUUUCAUACAUAGGU
This is a messenger RNA of Mauremys mutica (yellowpond turtle), 979 nucleotides long. RefSeq names its product zinc finger protein 620-like. The coding region runs from base 1 to 585 and encodes 194 amino acids. Lineage: Eukaryota; Metazoa; Chordata; Testudines; Geoemydidae. The transcript has 4 exons. The record is from RefSeq and is a predicted model, not a curated record. Gene Ontology annotation, biological process: regulation of DNA-templated transcription.